GACAGCUUAAAAGAAAAGAGCCCUCCGUCAGUAAAUUAGAUAGAGCCAUUUACUCUGCUUCCUCCAAGCUUCCCUGCCAUGGCCAUGAGCUUGGUGAUGAUUUCCAAGCAAUAUUAAGAGAACAUAUUGUGCCAUUUAGUGAGAUUAGCUUCAUGGGCACCAUGCUUGCCCAACCACCAAUCCCAGCUUUCCACGCAAUUCCACCAAUGCUUAGAAAUAGACCCACAAACAUGGCGGUAGCUCCUCAUAGUUUUCUCUCAGCCACACAUCAAUGGACUCAAAGCACGAGAUUUGGACAGUGCCCAUUUGGGUUUAGGACCACUUACACAGUUAGAGUUGCAGAGCAAAGUUCGAGCCUUAUUGGGGACGAGACACCCACUGAGAUUAAGACUGAGCUUUACCAAGCACUCGAAGGAAUCAAUAGAGGGAUUUUUGGGGUCCCAUCUGCGAAGAAAGCUGAGAUUGAGGCUCUGGUGAAGCAGCUGGAGUCUCAGAAUCCUACUCCAGAUCCUAUUCUACAUUUGGAAAAGAUGGGUGGAUGCUGGAAACUUGUUUACAGCACAAUUACAAUUUUAGGCUCCAAACGAACAAAGCUAGGAUUGAGAGACUUCAUCUCCUUGGGUGAUUUCCUGCAGAAUAUUAAUGUUGCUGAGGGCCAAGCAGUUAAUGUGAUCAAGUUCGAUGUGAGAGGAUUGAAUCUGUUUAAUGGACGACUGACGAUUGAGGCCUCCUUCAAGCAAGCAUCCAAAUCAAGAGUUGACAUCAAAUAUGACAACUCCACAAUCACUCCGGUUCAGUUGAUGAACGUGUUUCGGAAAAAUUACCAUCUUCUGCUCGGAAUCUUCAAUCCAGAGGGUUGGCUUGAGAUUACAUAUCUUGAUGAAACCAUGAGGAUCGGAAGGGAUGAUAAAGGCAACAUCUUCAUAUUAGAGAGAUCAAACGAAAAUUCUCUUCAAGUGUCAAGCUAGAUUCAGUUCGUUGUUAUAUCCUUACCGAUUGAAAGAUCAUUUUUGAAGAGUACAUUUCGUUGCUGCAUUGUAGCACUUUUGAUAUUUUUUGUAAUUGUAACUCAUAAAGCUGCAUAUCUGCGGUCAUCUUUUUUCCAGAGAAAUAAUGAAAGACGAAGAUAUGUGCUUUCAUGAUGAACGAUUUCAGAAGCAUAAAAGGCAGUUAAUUGUAAUGUUGGCUGCAAACAGUCCACUUGCCCCUACUUUUCUUCCAAGCAGACCCUUAAAAAAAGCCUCUUCUUACUUAUGGGGAAAACCCAAACUUUCACUGCCCUGCCCUGUAACAGUAAAUUUGUACUUUUAUUUGGAUACAAUGGGGGCAAAGAUGCCCAAAGACAAUUCCUCUCCCAAGUUAGAGAUAAGGCCAGCGGCACCAAUAGUGUUAAAAGUCAGGCUCAGCUUCAAGAGCUCCCCAGAGCAGCUUCAACAACCAGUUCUUGAGUAUACUCAUCUUUGGAUUGGAGGCA
Prunus mume (Japanese apricot) is the source of this 1474-nucleotide messenger RNA. Its product is annotated as Plastid-lipid associated protein PAP / fibrillin family protein. NCBI's taxonomy places the organism in Eukaryota, Viridiplantae, Streptophyta, Magnoliopsida, Rosales, Rosaceae. The record is from RefSeq and is a predicted model, not a curated record.